CUAUAAAAGGUGGUGUAAUACCACUGACAGAUAAUGUGUUGUUACACUACUUAACUGCAAUCAGCUGUGACAGAAGACAGCUUUAACCAACUACCCUGUAAUUAUGCUAAAGUUUCUACCAAACGACAAGUCCCGAUUGGCUAGGCCAGAGCCCUGCCUUUCUAGACAAGGCUAAUUAUUUUGUCCACUCACCCGUUCUUUCACUUCAAGUUUUGACCUGUGGAGUAAUGUAGAGCAAUAGAUGCACUGAACUAUAAUACAGAAGAUUCCUUAUAAACCACAAAUAACAUUUGUCAUAAGUAUUAGCAUCUAUGUCUCCAUACCAGAAAAAAAACUGCUAGCCAUUUUUAGUUCAAGUAAAACUUGUUUCAAGGCUGAGGUAUAUUUAACCUGAACAAUUCCUUAUGUGGCCUACAGACAGUUGUCCAGCUGAGAAGGUGUAUUUUCAGAAAACACGGUCAAAACAAAUGUUUUACCAAAUUCUGACUUUACAGACAAGUGCAGCUUAAAGGAUUUACAACAACAUGGCUACAUCAUGCUAUGCAAAGACCAUCCUUCAACCAAGGUAUCAGAAGUGGUUGAAAGGUUUCCCACAGCUUGAAAUGACAGAGAGCCUUAUAUAAAGGACAUGCCUAUUCUACAAAUAAGGAAUAUUGCUUAGUAGGAAUUAAUCUGAAGAAAUACAUUGUAUGGUAAAACAUGUGACAGACUAUCAAACUUCUGAAUGCCCAGAGAGCAUUUAAUUUUUGACUGAUCCAAAACACUUACUGUCACUGCACGUGCUACAAUGGAAACUCCAAGAAAAACACAAAGCUUUGGUAUCUGUGUUGCCUAUACAUAUCUGCUAGCAUCUAGUAUGGUGUUCACCAUGCUUCUAGUUUCUUGUUGCUCAUCUUUGAACGUAAGAGCUCGUCCACUUGUUUCUAAUUCACCUUUUCUUUCUAUAUGGAAUGCUCCUACAGAACUUUGUACUGAAAGGACUGGAGUGCAGCUGGACAUGAAUUUUUUUUCUCUCAUUGGAAGCACAUUGAAGACAUCCAUUGGACAAAACAUCACUCUUUUCUAUCCAGACAGGCUUGGCUACUAUCCUUACAAAAAUGAACUCACGGGAGAGGCAUUCAAUGGAGGACUCCCUCAGCUCUCACUGCUGGACAAUCAUUUAAAGAAAGCCAAAGAAGACAUUCAGUUCUAUAUUCCUUCAGAUGAACAGUUUGGGUUGGCUGUCAUUGACUGGGAAAACUGGAGACCUGUGUGGAUAAGGAACUGGGGAUCAAAAGACAUUUAUAGACAGGAAUCCAUUGAACUCGUUCAGCAGAGAGACCUCAGUCUAUCAGAAGCUGAAGCCAGGGCUAUAGCAAAAAUGGAAUUUGAAGCCGCAGCAAAAUCCAUUAUGCUGGAAUCUUUAAAGCUGGGCAUUAAAAUGAAGCCAAAUCGUCUGUGGGGUUAUUACCUUUAUCCAGACUGUUAUAACUAUGAUUACAAACAAAACCCACAUAACUAUACAGGAACCUGUUUAGAUAUUGAAAUAGAAAGAAAUAAUGAGCUUAACUGGUUGUGGGAGAAAAGCACAGCACUUUAUCCAUCUGUCUAUCUAGAGACUGCCUUAAGAUCUUCCAGAAAUGCCCAGCUUUUUGUUCGCAACAGAGUUCAAGAAGCCAUUAGAAUUUCAUCUGUCUCUAACUCUACUCAUCCCCUUCCAGUUUUUGUAUAUACCCGUCCAGUAUUCACAGAUGUCUAUGAGGAAUAUCUCUCCCAGGAUGACCUGGUAAAUACUAUUGGAGAAUCUGCUGCGCUCGGUGCUUCUGGAAUUGUAAUCUGGGGUGAUAUGAAUUUAACACAAACAAGGUAUGCCAGCUUAAUUUUAUUACAUGACUUUUUUUUUUUCUUUUCUAAAGCAAUUAUGAAAAGGAUAAAAAGCAUCAUCAUUACUUACAUUUUAUCUUCUAGUUUUAAAAUGAGAUUCCCUGUUGCCACAAACACCUGUAGAACCCUGGACAACUACCUUAGGAAGACUCUGACUCCAUAUCUCAUCAAUGUCACAAUGGCAGCCAGAAUCUGUAGCCAAGUGUUAUGCCAAGACUCUGGUGCUUGUGCACGGAAAAAGUGGAAUUCCAGUGACUACCUUCACUUGAACCCUGAGAAUAUUGUCAUUCAAAUGACAAAGGAUGGAAAGUAUACUCUACGAGGGCAACCAGCAUUUGAGGACCUGCAAAUAUUCAUAGAAAAAUUUGAUUGCCACUGUUAUGCAGGGCAUAGUUGUAAACCUAAAGCUGAUAUAAAUGACAUCCAUUACCUCCAUGCCUGCAUUUCGAAAGAUAUUUGCAUUCAGAUAUCUUCAAAUUCAUUUUCUAAUGUAGAAGCCUCUGAAGAAAACAUCCUGUCUAACAGAACUGUAUUGUCAUUUACCUUUCAGAGUGAGGUGAUAUUACCUACUCAUUCUGAAACAGAAGAUUUCCAAUCUACCUUCGGAAAUAAUAUACUCAAUCAAACAAUUGAAGAAUAUAACACUUUCAUAGCUGCCACUAGAUAUGAUGUAGAAGCAAACGAUACUCGUACUUUUAGUAGUUCUUCAUCCUGUAAGAUAAGGAUGUUUAAUCUGUUUUGUUUAAUUUUAAUUUUGAGAUCCUUAACAUAAAUGAUUCACUAAAGUGAGAACAUUCUUUCCCCUGCCUAUGCUUGAGAUUCUGAAGGUUUUAUUUACCAACAAAACUUAACUCCUGAAAGGCACAUGAUCUUAUCUGUAUCAGGUAACAUUUUCCAUUCUAUAGGUGACACUUCAGCUUGAAUGUGUUUCUUCAGUUU
Molecule: messenger RNA, 2802 nt
Organism: Pogoniulus pusillus (Red-fronted tinkerbird)
Lineage: Eukaryota; Metazoa; Chordata; Aves; Piciformes; Lybiidae
Product: hyaluronidase PH-20-like
Exons: 6
Coding region: 788-2635 (615 amino acids)
Biological process (GO): carbohydrate metabolic process; hyaluronan catabolic process
Cellular component (GO): acrosomal vesicle
Molecular function (GO): hyalurononglucosaminidase activity
Source: RefSeq, a predicted model, not a curated record